Molecule: messenger RNA, 1581 nt
Organism: Actinia tenebrosa (Australian red waratah sea anemone)
Lineage: Eukaryota; Metazoa; Cnidaria; Anthozoa; Actiniaria; Actiniidae
Product: tRNA (adenine(58)-N(1))-methyltransferase non-catalytic subunit TRM6
Biological process (GO): tRNA methylation
Cellular component (GO): nucleus; tRNA (m1A) methyltransferase complex
Source: RefSeq, a predicted model, not a curated record
AUGGCGGCCGAACAAGAAGCAUGUCAAGGAAGUGACUCAAAAUCUUUAAUACAGGAAGGAGAUCAAGUUGUUCUGAGGAUAGAUAAAGCUCUUAAAGUAGUUCAAGUGCGCAAAAAUAGAAAAAUAUUAUUUGAAAGGCUUCGUUUCCUCAUAGACAACGCUAUAGAUCGUCCCUUUGGUUCUGUGUUUGAGGUUAAAGGCGAUAAGUUGCACUUGAUAGAACCUGCUGAAGAAGAUGUUGAUGAACUUGAAGCUACCAAAGCAGAAAAUGGAGAGAAGUCUUCAGAGUAUCAACCAAUCAAGUCUGAUGGUCAAUCACAAAAGCUAACCAGAGACGAUGUUGACGUUCUCAAAUCUCAAGGAGCUUCUGGAAAGGAAAUCGUGAAGAAGCUUGUUGAGAACAGUGAAACAUUCAAAGAUAGAACUGAAUUUUCUAAAGCCAAGUACAUGAAAAAGAAGCAUAAAAAAUAUAAUGCAAAAAUUACAGUUCUCAAACCAUCAACACGGCUGAUAGCCAGCAUGUACUACUCAAGGGCACCCAAUAAAAUAUGUGCAUUAAGGCCAGAUGCUUUAUCUCAGCUUCUUUCAUUAGCCAAUAUAAGAGCAAAUUCUAAUGUAAUAGUGAUGGAGCAGUGUCAAGGUCUUGUGGCUGGUGCAGUGCUAGAUAGAAUGGGAGGUCAUGGGAGUAUUGUCCAAAUCCACUCUGGAAAUUUUCCUACCAGGAUGGCAAUGGAAUGUUUUGGCUUUUCUUCAAGUUUUAUGGAAAUAGUCGAUGGAUUUCCACUUUGCAAAGUAAACAGUCUUAAAGUUCCAAGUCAAGAACUAGAAGAUAUGACUCCUUCACAAACAGUGGAAGUCAUUAUUAAAAAAGAGCAGUCAGAGAGUGAGGCAGAUGUGGAUGAGACCAAUCAACAGUCAAGAGCAUCAUCCAGUAAAACCUCAGAGGAACAAUCCACAGAAGUUAAGAAUCAACAGGAAAAACUACUGAGGAGAACUAAAAGACAACUUGAGGAAAGAAAAGCCAGAAAUACCCUUCAGUUAAGGAACAUGGAUAGUCUUGUGGUUGUCUGCAAGCUUCAUCCAAGUGCUAUAGUUCUAGAGCUGCUAGAAUAUGUUGCUCCAUCAAGACCCUUUGUAAUUUUCUCUACAAUCAAAGAGGCAUUGGCUGAGUGUUACACUGAUUUACGAAACAGAGGAGGUGUGGUGAAUCUGCAACUCACCGAAACAUGGUGGAGAGAAUACCAGGUUUUACCAGGUCGAACGCACCCUCUUGUCAAUAUGGAUGGAUCUGGAGGGUAUUUACUCUCUGGCACUACUGUAGAGAGAACUCCUAGCUCAGAUUCCUCGCCCAUUCAAACUGAGACGCCCGACGAAAGAGCUGAAAUUCCUGAAACUGUCACAUCUUGUUUGAAAGAGAACAACAGCACGAGUCAAACACUAGCCGAAGAAGAAAGCAGUGAGCCUCCUGCGAAAAAAGUCAAAGAAUAACCUUGAAAGGAAAUUUCACACAAAAUCCAUUUCUGUUAUAAGAACAUGUAAAAUAACGUAGUUAUCAUUAAAAAUAUUAGUAGAUUCUUGAAA